Ascochyta rabiei is the source of this 1770-nucleotide messenger RNA. RefSeq lists its product as uncharacterized. Bases 1 to 1770 code for a protein of 589 amino acids. The transcript has a single exon. The record is from RefSeq and is a predicted model, not a curated record. NCBI's taxonomy places the organism in Eukaryota, Fungi, Ascomycota, Dothideomycetes, Pleosporales, Didymellaceae.
AUGUUUCCCCGGUCUCUCAUACUGUUGGCUUCGGCUGGUGCGGCUGUUGCGCAACUGGUGCCUGAAUGCGAGCACGUUGCGGACGUGGCUGCACUCUUCCAAGCUGACGACGGCAAGACUUACUGCUCAUCCAUCCUCAGCGUCGGCACUGUUACCGACACUGUUGUUGAGUCUGUCACCGCCACGGAGACCACAACGAUCACCAUCCCCAGCCAGGUCACGCUCAGCAUGACCACUACUCAGACCGACACUGUGAGUAGUGGCACUGUAACGGAAACGGCUCCUACCGCCACUGCUACCACUACUUUCACGGAGUCAAACACGGUCUAUUCUUGCACCACCGAGAUCGCUCGUCGUGGCCUUGAAGCCCAGUCGACCUCCUGCACCAAGAGCAAGAUCACAACUACUCCUACGCCUGUCCAGACCUCCACCACCUGUACCAAGAGCAAGACCUCGACUACCCCUACUCCAGUCAAGGCUUCCACAUCCUGCACUUCUAGCCAACAUGCUACGGCUGCCUAUGGUACUUCGCAGCCUGCCGCCGCUUCCAGCGCUCAGGCCGAUUACUACGCUUCUAGAUCUUCCCAGGCUGCGUAUUCACCUAGCCCUAUCUACGGUGAAUCUUCAGCUUCUACCUACCCCGAGUCUACUGCCGAGGGCUACUCUGCAAUAUCCUCGCAAUACUUCCAGGUGUCGAGCUCUGCUCCAUACCCUGCUUCUACUCCGGGUGUUUACUCCUCUGUCUACUACAAUGCCUACCCUGAGGCGUCUUCGGCCGCAUACGAGGAGUCAUCUUCCCAGUACUACUCCGCUUCCUCUCUCGAGUCGUACUCGGAGUCUACUCCUGAGGCUUACCCACUGACCUCGAGCGUUUACGAGCAGAUCAGCUCUUCGCUUGCGUACCCCACAUUCUCAAGCUACUCUGAGUACCCUGAGGAGUCUAUCUACUCUUCUGUCUACUACUCAAGCGGGAUCAUCACCUCUAGCGAGAUCUUCUCCGACAUCUACACUCCAUCUCCCACCCUUACUCCCACCCCUACCCCAGCCCCGUCUUGCGAUACUGCUCCUACGGCUGUCCAGAAAUUCGGCUGUGACACCGUAUCUGCAGCAUGCGGCUGCUUGGGACUGGUAUCAGCUACUGCCCAGGUCACCACUACCACUACUCUGACUGAGGCUGCAUACAUCACUGAGGCCAUGCUCUUCACCACGACCACGCAACUGACUGAAAUUGUAUAUACUAUCGUACCUGCGACCACCGAGACUGUCACUCCCUCUGUCACAGUCACAGCCACGGCCACGGCCACGGCCACCGUCUGCCCCUGUUCCGGCUCGACCUCCCUCUGCGGCACGACCCCAGACACAUGCAGGGACCUCCAGGCCGACACAAGCAACUGCGGCACCUGCGGCAACACCUGUGGAACGGGCGAGACCUGCAGUGCGGGCAAAUGCGAGAAGCCCGCAAUCCCCGAGACACCCAGCUGCGUAGAGUCCAAAUGCUCCAAGUACAUAUACUGCGGAAACGGCAACAGCUGUCUUUGCGCUGCUACCUCUACCGGAAAGGGUGUCUGCAUUAAGGGCUCCACGCCGUGCAGCAGCCCGAAAUGCACUGUCCAAUCGGACUGCGCUACUGGUCAGGUGUGCGCCAUCAACACGUGCUGCGGAAAGGGCAUCUGUGUUUCUCCCACGAACGUGUGCGAGAACGCUGCCACGCCGGUCAAGAUGUUUAGGAGGAGGACUUGGGAUGGUGAGACUGUUGGUGGUGGUAUGUAA